AUGGCACCAGCCACCCCCCAGCACCUCCUAAACACCUCCUGGACCCUCCACCGUCUCUCCCCCCUCCACCACGAAAAAGAGUUCGCGACACUCAGCACUCCCACCGCAUUAAAGACAUACGCAUCGCGACUCCAAGACCAACUCACCGGGAGCACACUAGGCGGGCUUCAAGCGAGUGGUAUCACAUCAGGCGCAGUCGCCGACGACGAAGCUCUCUCCCGAACGGGCGCUCUCAAUUCAUGCACCUGGGAGACACUCCCAAGCCUCUCGUUCCUUGAACCGCAAACACAGUCUCGAUCCAACCGUCGGCAACCAAAGCAACAACCCGGUAUUCUCGUGAUCCUGGAAUACGAGAACAUCGUCUACAAAGCUGCGUUGCUCGCCCCUCCCCCGACGACAGGCUCUCCCACCUCCGACCGCAAAGGAUCCACUCAUCUUCCGCUCCUGUUAACGCGCUUACCGGGCCCCCUCCGCCAAACAUUCAUCUCCUUCCUAGCCGCAAACUUCGACACAUACUGCUCCGCUCUGCGCUUUCCAUCGCAUUUCAUGUGCGCCGGGCUAGAAGCGUACGUCAAUGGAAUAAACACCGAGGAAGACGACCGCGCAGCGCAGCGACAGACUGUCCUCGAAGACGUGGUGAAAGAGAUGCAGAUCACGCUGUCGUUUUCGUCAUCCAUCGCGCCAGAGCUACGGUCUCUGAACGUUAAUAUCCCGCGCGGGUCAUUGGCUGAUUUCGUUGACACUGAUCGCGAGGACGGGUCUAUACUGUCGAGUCUUUCGUCGUACCUUGAGAAACACCUGGCUAUGAAGUUGGAUUUGAGCGCAGAGUCAAAUAAGAAGAUUAGUCCGGCUAAGGAGCACGUGCGUGUGAGCAGAAUUUCUUGUGGAGGAUUCUUGCUUGGUGGGGAUGGGAGGUUGAAGCUGGUUUCGGUGCAGAAGAUGAUACCGGGGGCUGACGUUGAUGAGGAGGACGUGGUGGGGGGUGAGGGGGGUAGUGGUGAGGCUCCGGGUGAGAAGGCUCGGCUUAUGCUACGGGCGAAUGAGGCUCUCUUGCUUGCUGUUCUACGCAGGGUUGCGUCUGUUGAUGAGCAGGGUGUUUGA
Molecule: messenger RNA, 1101 nt
Organism: Aspergillus campestris IBT 28561
Lineage: Eukaryota; Fungi; Ascomycota; Eurotiomycetes; Eurotiales; Aspergillaceae
Exons: 1
Coding region: 1-1101 (366 amino acids)
Source: RefSeq, a predicted model, not a curated record